CUACAGAGAGUGCAAAGGCCUCUGUACUUUUGAGGAUUUCUUGAAGCUGAAGGUUCUCCAUCUCCAAGAUAAAACUAAGGGAUUACCAGUCAUCCUUGUAACCCCGAUGUCUUGUCCCGUCCUGUCCUGUCCACCGUUGAGUCCGCCUUGGGCCCAGAUUAGCGACAACGCCAACCUAAACGUCCAAACACAACCCCGAAGGGCCCUGUGGGUCACACAGAGGAAUCAGAUGUCACCACCUAAAGGGCAGGACCUAGGAGAGUCGGAAUUCAGAUCCAAAGCAGCCAAGCAUGCGGUGCCAGUCUUUUUAAAAGAGACGCAGGAGAUUCCAACUUUCAUGUAAACGUUCCUUUAUUUUUAAGGUAGGAGCUGACCCAAGCUGCACCUGGCUUUAGCCAAGUCAUCCAGUACUUGCCCCAGUCUCCAGGAGAAUUAAUUGUGUGGGCAACCCUCAGUUGCGACUCAGCCCUCAGGUCGGCCAGCACAGCUGCACUACGCCUGCGCCGGCUCUCCUGGAGCAAGCACCGCCCUGUCUGCCAACAACGCAGCCUUCCGUUGCCAUGGAGCUGCGGGCCCAAACUACGCAGCCUCAGAUCCACGGUGGGCGAGAGGCAGCGGGCCGUUAAGGGGACAUCGUUAAGGGGACAUUUCUGAGGGCCUGGUGCCAAGAAACUGUUUCUCCGGGGCCACUGCUGAGGAAGUCAGCGAGGAUCUGUUUCCGGGUGGGGGGACCCUUCUGCGGGACCACUGCCUAGGGGUCAUUUGGGAGGGGCUGUUGCUAAGGGGCCGUCUCCAGGGACCAUUUUUAGGGGCUGUUGCUGAGGAGCCACUACGGAGGAGCGGUUCCUGAGGGGUCUGGGCAACAGUCCGUUCCUGGGGGACCUUUGCUGAAGUCUCAUCGCUGAGGGACGUUCCUGGACUGGCCAGAGAGUUAAUUUCUGACUCCCAGUAUGGAAGAACCUACUACCCUGUUUUCCGAUGAGGACCUGGUGGACAGCCUCCCUCCCAUAGACGAUGAAAGAAUCCAGUUGGAGGAUCCAGAGUUUGAGAUGGAACCAUUUCUUCUGGGAUUUGAGGACACUGUUCGCCUAGGAUGCUGCUGUCCAGCAAAAGAAGAGGAGGUGACUGCCGAGAAAACGAAGAAGGCGACCACCAAAGACAGAGUCCAGGCGUUUCACCUUCGGAAAAGCUUGAACCUCCUGGACAAGCUGCAUGAGGAGAAGGACCUUUUUAUUCAGAAGACUCGAGGGGAGCUGCGUGUCUGUCAUCAGAGGAUGGACCUCCUCACCAAACAGCAGGAGAGCUUGGCAGCUGAGAUCGCCACAGAGAGAGAAGCCAACAACAUGGCUGCUAUGGGUCGUCUCCAGGCUGCAUCCAGACGCCUUCACACAGAGCUGGAGAAUGAGAAAGAUCUGCAGUCCAAAAUCACAGCCAUGCUGAAGGACAGCGAGAAUGCCAUGUGGCACAUUGAGAUCCAGAAGGGCCUAUUUGAGGAUGUCCGGAAGCGUAAUGAAGAAGAAGCAGAAGCUAGGCAGAGGUCCCUUGAGAUACACGCAGCCCAACAGCUUCAAAAGGAGAAAGAAACCUUGGAGAAGGUGGAGAGGAACCGUCUGCUGAGGGCCCGGAAGUCCUUGCAUGUGCAGAAGGAGCUGGGGCUGAGACAUCAGAAACUGGUGGAAGAUGCCCAGAGAAACCACAGGGUGGCUGUGAAGUUCCUGAAGGCCUCUCUGGGAAGAGUUCGGGAGCGAGAGCAGAAGGAGGAGAUGGAGUCCCGCAGGCACAUGAAACGGCGCAUGGAUGCUGUGCUGGCACUGAAGAACAACAUCACUGCCAGUCGGGAAACACUAAAGAAGUUCCAAGCAUGGGGCCAAAGCAGGGCAGAGGUGGCUAAGCAGAAGGCCCUUACAGAGAAGGAAGCGAUCCUGGCCCAAGGUGGAGAUGCAUUCAAGCACCUUUUUCAUCAGCGUAGGCACCAGGAACUGGAAGCCCAGAGGCGGGCUUUUGAAGAGGAGCAGAAACUCCGGAAGCAGGAGAUUGUAAGUCGAAUCUUGAAAGAGGAAGCUGAGGAAGAACAUAGGAAAAAGAGACAGCACCCACCCUCUAAAAUCACAGACCAGUGGACUCUGAGAGACAAGACCUGGAAGUAUAUCUCUGACUUUUGUGAAGGGAAGACUGCCAUAACCACAAAUCACCUGCUGGAAAAUGAGAUGGCAUUACACCCCAAGCCUUCCUGUCUAUUGAAAGUCAUAUCCAGUGAGUCCAUGCAGAUGGACCUGGGAAGCAUUAGUACUGAGGAGGAGAUACUGGCUGAACCAGAUAUCCCCGGGCUUUGGAGCAAGGACUACAAGUCAUACCAGGUGCCCAAGGAGGACAUGGAACGGAAACCUGUGGGUGGAACUAAGAUGGAUAAGGACAUCCUGGCCCGCACUAUGGAGCAGCUGCGCAGUGGAGUGGUCCACAGGCAGGUGGUGUCUGGGAGGGAGUUCAAAGGUCGCCCUUUCAACAGCAAGCCAGAGGUCAUUCACUUCAAGGACUUUGAUAUUGGCAAAGUGUACAAGAAGAAGAUCACGUUGAUAAAUGCUACCUACACAAUCAACUACUGUAAGCUGGUGGGUGUGGAGGAGAGCCUGAAGGACUUCAUCCACAUUGACUUUGACCCCCCUGGUCCCAUGUCAGCCGGGAUGUCCUGUGAAGUGCUCGUCACCUUCAAGCCUAUGAUAAAUAAAGAUCUGGAAGGAAAUGUUUCAUUUUUGGCUCAGACGGGCGGCUUUUCUGUUCCACUGAAAUGUUCAACAAAAAAAUGUUCUCUCUCCCUUGACAAGGAGCUCAUUGACUUUGGCAGCUAUGUGGUGGGUGAGACCACAUCCCGGAUCAUCACAUUGACCAAUGUUGGGGGCCUGGGCACCAGAUUCAAGUUUCUCCUGGAUUCUGAGUUCUUUGAGAUGGAAGAACCCCAACCCGUCAUGAAAAUGAGCAGCGUCUUCACCUAUGAGGACAAAAGUUUUUAUGAGAAGAUCAUGAACAGUCUCUCUGAGCAACAGCUUGAUGGUGAUGGGUCCUCCCCACUGGACAUCCCAAGCCGAAAAGAAUCUGAGAAACUGGAUGAAGCAGAGGUUUCAGCUGUGGCCAGUGCCAUGACCAUGGUUCCUAGCGAGGAGCAGGCAGAGAUAACCCUGGGGGAGGUAACAGAGGGAGAAAUUGGCCCCUUCAGUUCCAUCAAAGUACCUAUUCUCUUCAACCCAGUUAUCCCAGGAGAAGUCCAGACUAAGUUCAAGGUUAUGUUUAAAAAUUCACAGUGUCCAACGUUAUAUUUCAGAGCCACUGGUAUUGCCGUAGAUGUGCCAGUUUGGGUACCAAGGGCCACUGUGGACCUGAAGAUCUGCAUGUAUGACCGACUCUACCAGGACUCUAUCAUUGUCCACACCAGAUCAAAAGCAGCCCUGCGCCUGAAGUUUGAAGUCUGCAAGGAGCUGAGAGGCCACAUAGAGCUUCUGCCAGAAACUGGCUACAUCCAGGCCCAGUCCUCCUAUUCAGUACAGCUCAAGUUCCUGCCUCGACACUCCCUCCCAGAAGAUGCAGGAAAGUAUUUUGACCAGGACAGUCGUGUUCUGGAGGCUCCGAUGACAAUCUGGGUGGCUGACCAGAUCAAACCAGUGGGCUUCACUGUCCAAGCCAUCGUCACCACCUCAGACUUGGAAAUCAGCCCCUUAGAGAUAAACUUUGGCUACUGUACCAUCUAUGAGGCUAUCAGGACAGAAAUCAGCCUCAGCAACCUCUCACUGUUGCCCCAGGAGUUUGGGUUCGUUGGACUUCCAAAGUAUGUGGACAUCCAGCCCAAUGAUGGGUUUGGGACAAUCUUGCCACUGGAAACUCUGCAACUUGAUGUGAUCUUCCAACCCAUUAAGGCCAAGGAAUACAGAUUUGAGCUGGUCUGCAAAUCCGAAAUAAACCGGUGCUUCAAGGUGUCUUGCCAAGCAGUAGGUGUCCACCCACCCCUGGAGCUGUCCCACUACCAGAUCAAGUUUUCAGCCACUGCCUUGUAUGGCACCACUGUGUCCACACUGUAUGUCAUCAAUUCUCACCUGAGCAUGAACAAACUGAUCCACUCCUUGCCUCGAAUUGGGUCAGAGGAAGCUACCCCAGUGGGACCAACAUCCUUUGAGUUCUUGGUGCCCCCUAAUUCACCCAUCACCAUCUCACCAUCCGUGGGAACUGUGUUACCAGGAAAGAGGUGUUUGGUCCAAGUGGCCUUCCAGCCUGUACUGCCACAUGAGACAAUCCUUGAGGAAGCCAUUCAUAUCCUGAACAAGGAAACAGAGACCAAACUGUUCCGAAAGGAAACAACCCAAAGGAAGGAACAGUGGAAACAGUCUCUGCCUGUGGUUCGGGUUCACAACCGGGACCGACCAACCCGGGCCUCUACUCCCCAUACCCAAGAGCUGCAGAGGCAGGAGCUCAGUGCCAGUUCCAAUGAAUACCAAGCUGCACAAGCCACCUUGGUCAGAACCUUCCAGGGGAAGUUUGACAGGUUUGUAGUCCCCUGUGUCGUUGCCAGUGGUGACAUCAAAGACAGGAAGGCAUCAGAACCUCUGAGCUUCAGCCCCUAUAACACUCUAUAUCUGGAGCUAUGGUGUCCAGUAGUGGCUCCAUCCAUUGUGGUGACAUCUAAUGAAGGCAAGACUGUCGUUAACUUUGGUGAUAUUGCUGUGGGGCAUCGAGGCAUAAAGAAGAUCACCCUCCAGAACAUUUCUCCCGAGGACCUUGAUUUGGAGUUCUCAGUGCUGAACCCCCAUGGUCCCUUCGUUCUGCUAAACCCUACCAGAAAGCUAUGUUCUGGCGAGACACAAACCCUGGUGCUAUCCUUCUCACCCCACGAGAGCAUACUGGCUCAGGAAACACUGGACAUCAUCUCCAAGAGAGGCACUCUCACCCUCACCCUUACGGGCACAGGUGUGGCAUCCAUGAUUACAUGCUCCAUUGAAGGCAACAUCCUCAACAUGGGCUAUGUGCUUGCCAGAGAAUCUGUCUCGACAAAUUUUAAGCUACAGAAUGAAUCCUCACUUCCCAUUAAGUUCUGGAUGCGGCUGGAGAGCCUCUCCAAAAAAAGGGCUGAGAACCGGCAGCAGCUACCAAAGUUCCUUACCUCCCAUGAGCAGAGGACCGAAAUUGUUGGCACACAGAACCACAAUGGCCAGAGCGUAUUCAGUGUUGUUCCAGUUGAGGGACUCAUGGUCCCUGGGAAGACUCACGAAUUCACCAUAACCUUCAGUCCAGACCAUGAGAGCCUCUACUUCUCUGACCUGCUCCAAGUGGUGCUCUUUGAAAAGAAAGUCUCCCACCAGAUCCUCCUGAAGGGUGCUGCCCGUGAGCACAUGAUGUUUGUGGAGGGAGGAGACCCACUGGAUGUGCCUGUGGAGUCCCUGACAGUGAUCCCUGCCUUCGACCCAGAACAUAGAGAAGCUAGAUCUCCCCCUCCAGAAGCAGAGGAGAUGAAGCCUAUUCUGGUGACCUUGAACUAUGUCCAGUUUGACACAGACAUGCCAACCCCACCUGCCACCCGAGAGCUGCAAGUGGGCUGUAUCCGGACCACCCAGCCAUCACCAAGGAAGACUGUGGAGUUCAUCCUGGACAGUAUCCCAUGGCUUCAGCACAAGGGCUUCACCAUCGAGCCUUCCAGGGGUUCUGUGGAGCGUGGUCAGACCAAGACCAUCAGUAUCUCCUGGGUACCGCCUGCUGACUUUGAUGUGACGCUGGGUUCCGCUGACAGCAACUGUGACCCUUCGGACCAGUGCCGCUGUCCCCGCAGGUGCCCGCCCCAGGCCCGCUGGAGCAGCUUAUGGCAUGUGGGGCUUAUCCUGCUUGCCAUACUCCUGAUGCUUCUGUGUGGGGUCACAGCCAGUUGUGUACGGUUCUGCUGCCUCAGGAAGCAGCUGCACACCCAGACACGCAUGCGACCCGCAUGGCAGCCCUGUGACCUGACAGUCAUCCCUGUGGACAGUGACAGCCCUGCACACAGCACUGUGACCUCCUACAGUUCCGUGCAGUACCCACUGGGAAUUCGGUUGCCCCUGUUCUUCGGGGAGCCAGACCCUGACUCAGUGGUCCCUCCCACCUACAGCCUGUAUGCCUCUGAGCUGCCACCCUCCUAUGAUGAGGCUGUGAAGAUGACAAAAGCCAGAGAGGAAGCAGUGGCUCCCUCUCAGAAACCCAACUCUCUGCCCGAGGCCUUGGGGCUAGAGACUACUCCAGGGCCCCAAGAGCCAGGCCCCAGCACCCAGCAGCCCUAACUGUGCCCCUUUGAAAAGGGCAGGAGUUCUUUCUUGUGGAGCCGUUAAACCGUAACCUGGAUCUGGCACUCAGAACCAAGGACCCCACCUGUGCCGUCCCUCCCCAGGGAAGGCCAGCCAUCCAGCACAUUGCUGCAGACUUGGCCUCAUUGCUAUGCAAUGCCCGGCCAGCCAGUCUGCCCUGUAUUGGCCCCUCCUCCUUACCCCUCCCACCUAUUUGGGGCCCAGCAGACCCUCAGCCCAGAGGAGCCUGAACCUUGAGAGCUGAGGCCCCACUGGCAUGUCAGCCCUUUGAAGAGAGAAUAAAGUUUAUGUGAACAUGG
This is a messenger RNA of Peromyscus leucopus (white-footed mouse), 6610 nucleotides long. RefSeq names its product transmembrane protein 52. The transcript is spliced from 42 exons. Lineage: Eukaryota; Metazoa; Chordata; Mammalia; Rodentia; Cricetidae. The record is from RefSeq and is a predicted model, not a curated record. The coding region runs from base 951 to 6287 and encodes 1778 amino acids.